Messenger RNA from Ctenocephalides felis (cat flea), 604 nucleotides. Its product is annotated as pre-mRNA-splicing factor CWC21-like. The transcript has 3 exons. NCBI's taxonomy places the organism in Eukaryota, Metazoa, Arthropoda, Insecta, Siphonaptera, Pulicidae. Bases 126 to 461 code for a protein of 111 amino acids. The record is from RefSeq and is a predicted model, not a curated record.
AAACUGACAUCAUGGUUAAGUUUAUAUUGUGAAUAUUUGAGUUUGUAAAUACUUUUGUGCUAUCAAUAUAAGGCUGUUGUUCAAGAUACUAUUAUCAUAAUUGAAAUAAUAUUUACUAUAAAAAUAUGGGCCCCAAGAAAAGGGGAGAAUGUUCUAAUAAUGAUAGAGGAUCUGAUAGUGAAUCGGAUUCGGGCUCGUCUCGCAGUAGGAGUCCCAGUCCUGCUGUUUCAGUAAAUCAAGAUCCAGUUCCAACUCCUGGUUAUUCUCUUGAGCAACAGUCAAGAUCAAAUUCACCCGCGGAAUAUAGAUCAAAUUCACCACAAUCACCAGGUUCUAGGUCAGCAUCUCAUUCACCUGCAUCUCAUAGAAGCAAUUCUCCACACCAAAGUGGUGAACCUGCCAGCCCUGCUCGAUCAGGAGGCCAUUAUAGUGGGUCCAAAUUCUCCCAAUUUACAGAUUGAUGCUAGUUCUCAGAGAGGUUCUGUCAGCCCUGACUCCCAUAGAUCAGGUUCAAGAAAUUCAUCUAGAAGGUCCUCAAGAAGAUCUUCAAAAGAUUCCAGAAAGUCUUCAAGGGGAUCUCGUAGAUCCUCAAGAGCUUCUAGUC